Molecule: messenger RNA, 420 nt
Organism: Trichoderma gamsii
Lineage: Eukaryota; Fungi; Ascomycota; Sordariomycetes; Hypocreales; Hypocreaceae
Exons: 4
Coding region: 1-420 (139 amino acids)
Biological process (GO): endoplasmic reticulum to Golgi vesicle-mediated transport
Cellular component (GO): COPII-coated ER to Golgi transport vesicle; endoplasmic reticulum membrane
Source: RefSeq, a predicted model, not a curated record
AUGAUGUCUGGCGAAGCGUGGCUGUUCCUUUUGGCGGUGUUGAUCAACGCCGUCAACCUGUUCCUGCAGGUGUUCUUCACCAUCAUGUACAGUGAUCUGGAAUGCGACUAUAUCAACCCCAUCGACCUCUGCAACCGCCUCAACGCCUACAUUCUGCCCGAAGCCGCCGUCCAUGGCUUCUUGACCUUUUUGUUCUUGAUCAACGGAUACUGGGUUGCCCUUAUUCUUAACCUGCCCCUGCUUGGAUACAACAUUAAGAAAAUUGUUGACAACACCCACUUGCUUGACGCCACCGAGAUUUUCCGAAAGCUCAAUGUCCACAAGAAGGAGUCAUUCAUUAAGCUGGCUUUCCACUUGAUCAUGUUCUUCUUCUACCUCUACAGCAUGAUUGUUGCUCUCAUCCGCGAUGAGUCUUCGUAA